AGCACAUACAUCAUUUGAUAGACAGCUUGGAAACCAGCUUUUUCAGAACUUCUUCCUGCGACCACCCCGAGAUAACAUUCGACCUCUCGACGUCCGUUCUCCUCGACACUUGAAAAAUUAAUUAGCCCGCCGCAUCGUCAGGGAAUUUCACAGCGCCUAGCUCAUAGCCUCCUCGGCUGAAUCGCCCAUCAUGUCUCGCCGUUACGAUUCACGAACUACCAUAUUCUCCCCCGAAGGUCGUCUGUACCAAGUUGAAUAUGCUCUGGAGGCUAUUUCCCACGCAGGCACGGCCAUUGGCAUCCUCGCAAAAGACGGCAUCGUCCUGGCGGCCGAGCGCAAAGUGACAUCGAAGCUGCUAGAACAGGAUACCUCAGCUGAGAAGCUCUAUAUCCUCAACGACAAUAUGAUCUGUGCCGUAGCUGGCAUGACGUCGGACGCCAACAUCCUGAUCAACUUCGCCCGCCAAUCCGCCCAACGAUACCUCCUCACAUACAACGAAGAUAUUCCUUGCGAGCAGCUGGUACGCAAGUUGUGCGACCUUAAGCAAGGCUACACACAGCACGGUGGUCUGCGGCCGUUUGGCGUCUCCUUCAUCUACGCGGGGUGGGAUCCGCAAAGACAGUUUCAACUCUACCUAAGCAAUCCGUCAGGCAACUAUGGUGGCUGGAAAGCUACAAGUGCCGGUGCAAACAAAGCGAGUGCGGAUAGUUUAUUGAAGCAAGAUUACAAGGAGGAUUGUACGUUGAAGGAGGCUUGUGGCAUGGCGGUAAAGGUGCUUAGCAAGACGAUGGAUUCGACCAAGCUGAGCAGUGAGAAGAUUGAGUUUGCUACUGUAGGACAGACGGAGGAUGGCAAGAUUUACCAACGACUGUGGAGUGCAGAUGAGAUCACGACGUUGCUUAAAGAGCAUGACUUGGCAAAGGAUGCCAGUGCUGACGACAAAUAAGACGAUCAAGUCCAGUUUAUUGCAUUGUCUCGACCGAGAUAGAGGUUAGAAAUGAGGCACCUGUGAUAAUAAUACCUGAUAUGAGAACUCAAACCCAAGAAUCAUGAUGUGAGCUCAGUCUUAGUUUUGUCUCCUCCCCUUCAACCUUCGCUUCCCUUUGCUCGAGACC
Xylaria bambusicola is the source of this 1115-nucleotide messenger RNA. RefSeq names its product proteasome. The transcript is spliced from 4 exons. The record is from RefSeq and is a predicted model, not a curated record. Gene Ontology annotation, biological process: ubiquitin-dependent protein catabolic process. Bases 191 to 946 code for a protein of 251 amino acids. Lineage: Eukaryota; Fungi; Ascomycota; Sordariomycetes; Xylariales; Xylariaceae. Gene Ontology annotation, cellular component: proteasome core complex, alpha-subunit complex; proteasome core complex; cytosol.